Messenger RNA from Lathyrus sativus (Indian pea), 492 nucleotides. The record is from the annotation of a GenBank genome assembly. NCBI's taxonomy places the organism in Eukaryota, Viridiplantae, Streptophyta, Magnoliopsida, Fabales, Fabaceae.
AUGUUGCACUUGGACCUGUUUCUCAUCCUGAUGCUAUUAAGAGAGUUCCAGUGGACAAGAGUGGCAGCAACCCCUAAACCUGUUCAGAAUAAAGUAACUGCAAAACCAAAGUUUGUGGAAGUAAUUGAUAUAAUAAGUUCUGAAGAAGAGAGCAUUAAAGAAAAGUUUGUGCACACCAGAAAGGAAAGAGAGGUUAAUUUCAAGAAGAAAUCAUCACACACUCUUACUUCUGUUCUUACAGCUAGAAGCAAGGCUUCCUGUGGUUUGACAAACAAACCAAAGGAGAUUGUUGACAUUGAUGCUGCUGAUGCUAACAAUGAACUUGUUGUUGUUGAAUAUCUUGAUGACAUUUACAAGUUCUACAAGUUAGUUUGGAAUGAGAGUCGUCCACAUGAUUAUAUGGACUCACAACCUGAGAUUAACGACAAGAUGAGAGCUAUAUUCAUUAAUUGUGUCCAUUGCAAACACAACCUGAGAUUAACGAUAAGAUGA